Messenger RNA from Salvelinus fontinalis (brook trout), 4230 nucleotides. It is a transcript of the gene basp1, whose product is annotated as brain abundant, membrane attached signal protein 1. The transcript has 2 exons. The record is from RefSeq and is a predicted model, not a curated record. The coding region runs from base 287 to 973 and encodes 228 amino acids. NCBI's taxonomy places the organism in Eukaryota, Metazoa, Chordata, Actinopteri, Salmoniformes, Salmonidae.
UUCAAUUGCUGUUUAUCGUGGCCCAUGUGAAAGCCCCUUUAGCCAUUUGUAGAUCAGCCCUCCACUUCUCAGCAGCGUCGCGCGCCCAAAUGAUCGCCAGAAUGGAGUGAACCGUGUGCGUGCGUGUGCGUGCGUGUACGUGCGCGUGGCGCCAGGGAAAUGCAGAGUGAGCCACGCAGAACACUACCAUAAUAGGCACAAGCUACCACGCGCACAGGCGAAGCCGCUUGAUAAAACACACUUACUGAAAGGAGGGCUUUGUAACUUCACUGUCAACGAGACUAAAAUGGGAGGCAAGCUCAGCAAAAAGAAGAAGGGAUACAAUGUAAACGAUGAGAAGGCCAAGGACAAGGAUGCCAAACCAGAGGGCGCAACAGCCGAGGAGAGCGAACCUCAGAACGACAAAAAGGACGAUGCCCCUGCUCCCGCCGAGACCACCGAGGUAGCUAAUGACACAAAGGAUGUGCCCGCAGCCAAUACCACGACGACCAAGGAGGAAGAAAAGGGUGCCUCCCCUCCCGCCAAGGAGCCGGAAAAACCUGCAGCGGAGCCCAAAGCGGAGGUGUCUAAGGCUGCGGAAGUCACCGACCCUGCCCCCAAAGCCAAGGAGAAACCAGCCGCCCCUGCGAAAGAGCCAGCCCCCUCCACUAAGGAAGCUGCCCAAGCUCCAGAGGUCAAGGCCCAGGCGCCUGCACCACCCGCAGCCCAGGCUGAAAGCAAAGACGAGGCCGACGCUAAAAAGACUGAGGCCCCGGCAGCACCAGCGGCUAAAGCCGAGGCGGCCCCUGUUGCCGCUGCCCCCCAGGCCAAGCCCACAGAAGCAGCAGCGGCAGCCCCGGCCAAGGAGGCCCCAGCUGCUAGUUCAACAGCAGCACCACUGGCUGCCACUGAGCCUGCUGCACUGGUCAAGGAGGCCAAUGCCACAGAGGCCCCAGUUCCAAGCAAGGAUCAAACCGUAGAAGUUCAAGAUUAAUGGACACCUCUUUUAAGAAAAUAAAUUGCAUUAAACAACAAAAAUGAAGUAAAAUAGAGAAAGAAUUUAAUAAAAUAGCCCACCCAUAUUAAUAUAAUAAUAAUAAUGAUUUGUUGGAGGAGGAGGAUUGUGACAACCUUGAGAAGGAUGAUGCUGCUGAUGCCGAUGAUUAUUAUUACUAUUAUUGUUAUGGUUAUUCUAUUUUUUCUGCUGUAGUAUUUGAACUUAAAUAAAAGUCUGUGUCAGCCAUAUGCCCCUCCAUUCCACAGCAUCCUUCCCCCAUCCAUUUCUGGGAUUCAGCAUUCUCCGCCUUCAUCUCGCUCACAGUCCUCUGAGACCUCUGUAGUCUGGAACCAUACACGUACAUUUCCCCUCGACAGUGUGCUGCUGAUGUCUGAAAACCAAGUGGAAAAAGGGGGUUGAAUCUAUUUACCAGCUGGACAUGCACUCUGUCUGUCCCAUCCUCGACUCGCCCCCUCCCCCAUGCCCCAAACUCGCUCCUCUCCAGAGUGCCGUGUUCUCUGCUACCGUACCUGGCACGUCUGUUUUGGCGCCAAGUGAGUUCCCUUUGCUGUACCCAUAGUCGGCAGUUUAUUUGGUAUUUUUGGGUUGUUCGUGCUGUAUAUGGUCACUCAGUUUCUUGCCGCCUGUUUCCCCACAGGUUCAUGCCUGUGGGGUACUUUGGAGGUACUUUGGAAAUUCUGAGACUUUCCUAGAGGUACAAUAUGUCGAUGCAUUCUUAGGCAUAUGAAAAUGCCCUAAGAAGUUUUUUGUUGUUUUUUUUACAACAUUCUUUUGCCUUCUUAGUUUUUCUAAGAAAAACAUUAGUUGUAGAUGAUCAGGACCGUUUUUGAUGCAUUUCUUAAAUGUUCCUAGAAAUCCUGAAAAGCUUUGUAGAUUGUUCUCAGACGUUCCAGCUCUGAAUUCGCAGACAUCGGGAAUUCUCAGUCCCUUUGGGCCACUCUGACUGCAGCAUAGUCUCUCUCUUCCUUACCCCCCCCCCCCCCCCCACUGUAUCUUAUUACAAUUGAAAAAUAAGACAUAUCAACUGUGUUUUAAGCAAUGUAACUCAAUGGCUCUCAGCCUAUAUCACAAAGGUGCAAUACAUAUACACUCUAAAAAGGGAUUGUGCCCAGCUGACAACAGUAGUAGUGUUGUCUGGGGAUGGGGGUUCUAAAUUAAUGAUACUGCAUGAGGCAUCUACAGCCUACUCAAGCUGCCAUGGUCCCUGUAACCAUGGCUACAAUGUGACAUGUUCGAGUAGUAAGAUGGAAGAAACCCGCACAAGGAAGGGAGUCUCUAAUCUUGUCAUCUCCACCCACCAUGCAUUUUUCCUCUUUCUGAUCAUAUAUGUAGGUAUACAGUACCAGUCAAAGGUUUGGACACCUACUCAUUCAAGGGUUUUUCUUUAUUUUUACUAUUUUCUACAUUGUAGAAUAAUAAGGAAGACAUCAAAAACUAUGAAAUAACACAUAUAGAAUCAUGUAGUAACCAAAAAAAGUGUUGAACAAACCGAAAUGUAUUUUAUAUUUGAGAUUCUUCAAAUAGCCAAACAGCCUUCAUGACAGCUUUGCACACUCUUGGCAUCCUCUCAACCAGCUUCACUGGUUCACUGGAAUGCUUUUCCAACAGUCUUGGAGGAGUUCCCACAUGGUUGGAUGCUUUUACUUCAAUCUGUAGUGCAACUCAUCCCAAACCAUCUCAAUUGGGUUGAGGUCGGGUGAUUGUGAAGGCCAAGUCAUCUGAUGCAGCACUCCCAUCACUCUCCGUCAUGGUCAAAUAGCUGUUACACAGCCUGGAGGUGUGCUGUGCCAUUGUCCCGUUGAAAAGCAAAAAUAGUCCCACUAAGCACAAACGAACGCUGUGGUAGCCAUGCUGGUUAAGUGUGCCUUGAAUUCUAAAUAUAUCAUUGACGGUGUCACCAGCAAAUCCCACACCACCUCCUCCAUGCUUCUCGGUGGGAACCACACAUGCGGAGCUCAUCAGUUCACCUACUCUGCGUCUCACAAAGACACGGCGGUUGGAACUAAACAUCUCACAUUUGGACUCAUCAGACCAAAGGACAGAUUUCCACCGGUCUAAUUACUCGUGUUUCUUGGCCCAAGCAAGUUUCUUGUUAUUGGUGUCCUUUAGUAGUGGUUUCUUUGCAGAAAUUCGACCAUGAAGGCCUGAUUCACGCAGUCUUAUCUGAAGAGUUGAUGUUGAGAUGUCUGUUACUUGAACUCUGAAGCAUUUGGGCUGCAAUUUCUGAGACUGGUCACUCUAAUGAACUUAUCCUCUGCAGCAGAGGUAACUAUGGGUCUUCCUUUCCUCUGGCGGUCCUUUCAUCAUAGCGCUUGAUGGUUUUUGCAAUUGCACUUGAAGAAACUUUCAAAGUUCUUACAUUUUCCAGAUUGAUCUUCAUGUCUUAAAGUAAUGAUGGACUGUCGUUUCUCUUUGUUUAUUUAAGCUGUUCUUGCCAAAAUAUGGACUUGGUCUUUUACCAAUUAGGGCUAUCUUCUGUAUACCACUGUCACAACACAACACAUUAAGAAGGAAAGAAAUGCCACAAAUUAACUUUUAACAAGGCACACCUAUUAAUUGAAAUGCAUUCCAGGUGACUACCUCAUGAAGCUGGUUGAGAGUGCCAAGAGUGUGCAAAGCUGUUAUCAAGGCAAAGGGAGACUACUUUGAGAAUCUCAAAUCUCAAAUAUAUUUUGAUUUGUUUAACACUUUUUUGCUUACUACAUGAUUCCAUAUGUGUUAUUUCAUAGUUGUGAUGUCGUCACUAUAGUUCUACAAUGUAGAAAAUAGUACAAAUAAAGAAAAACCCUUGAAUGAGUUGGGUUCCCAAACUUUUAACUGGUGCUUUAUAUGUAGAUUUAUUCACUUCAUUCAUUCAUUGAGUACAGUACCUUUCGGUCAGUUUCUCCCAGUUGACACACAACAAUUAUUUUUGCCCAACAAUGUAGAAACGUAGCAGAAACGUUGCGAGAAUGUUGUGUGUCACUUGGGGGAUUGUCUCUUCCUCUCUUGACAAAGUAAUUGCAUGUCCGUGGUUGGGUAAACCUGUGUAGUCCUGUCUUUCGGUGAAGUGGAAAAUAGCUUUUUUGAAGUCUGCAUUCAUGGCAAUUACAGUUGAUAUUUCAUUCCAUGUCUUACCGCUAUCUUCACAACACCUCUAAUUCAAACCAAGUAAAAUAAAAAUGUAAGCAUUCAAAUGAUAUGUACUUGUAUAAAUGGUGCAGCAGUAAUAAAAUUGAAGAAAUUGAUUGAAA